CCUCCGCCAGGCAAGAUGAGCCGUGUGGAGGUCAACGGAAGCCCCGCGGGGUUGCGUGCCCGGCUCAACGGCACUCCACUCCGACCACUGGGAGGUCUGAUGAUCCCAGUAUACUGUGUGGUCGAGCACGCGGAUACGGGGGUGGCGUUUGACAGAGAGGGGCGUGGCGACAGGCAUGCUGAGUUUGUACUGGUUCGUAAGGACAUCCUCUUCACACAGCUGGUGGAGACGGCACUGGUGGAACUGGGCUACUCCCACAGUUCAGCAGUGCAGGCUCGAGGGAUCAUUAAAGUGGGACGCUGGAAGCCAAUGCCCAUCCACUACCUGACCGAUGCCCCUGAGGCCACGGUGGCCGACAUGCUGCUAGACGUCUACCACAUGGUCACCUUACGCAUCCUGCUGCACAGCUUCGCCAGGUUGGAGGACCUGCCGUCGGAACAGUGGAACCACGCCACGGUGAGGAACGCCCUCAAAGAGCUGCUCAGAGAGAUGAACCAGAGUGUCCUGGCCAAAGAGUGCCCCCUGUCUCAGGGCAUGAUCUCGGCCAUCGUCAACAGCUCCUACUACGCCAAUGUGUCCACGUCCAAAUGUCAGGAAUUCGGCCGCUGGUACAAGAGACACAAACGCAUCAAAGGUGAAUACCUUGAGAAGUUGUGGACAGGGCAAGAAAAACUGGAUAUCAAAGUGGAGAGAGAUUUGGCAGACCUGGGUGUCCUUGGCCAGCGGCCGCCCUCACUCUUACCCUCCCCAACCCAUUACAGUCCACUUGGAGGACCCGGGCCUCUCCCCCUUAAAGGUGGCCUUGGAGACCCACAGACUCCAACCCAGCAGCACCCCCUCCCCCUCCCACACAGCCAGCAGCAUCACAGCAGCCCGCCGUCGCGCGCCCAGGCUCCAGCGGUGACCCCGCCGGCCUCCCUCCCGCCCCUGCUGGGCCACGGCGCACUCCUCUCCCCGCAGCUAUCGCCACAGCUGGUGCGUCAACAGCUGGCCAUGGCCCACCUCAUCAACCAGCAACUCGCCGUCAGCCGCCUGCUCGCCCACCAGCAGCAGCAGCAGCACCCCCAGGGAGUCAACCAGCAGUUCCUCAACCACCCGCCUAUCUCGCGGGCCUGCAAGGCCCCCGGCAGUGCGGUGGAGCCCGGCCACAACCCCUCAGCCACCGAGGUGUCCCCGGACAUCUACCAGCUGGUGAGGGAUGAGCUGAAGAGGGCCAGCGUCUCCCAGGCCGUGUUCGCCCGCGUGGCCUUCAAUCGCACACAGGGCCUGCUGUCGGAGAUCCUUCGUAAGGAGGAGGACCCCCGCUCGGCCUCGCAGUCCCUGCUGGUCAACCUGAAGGCCAUGCAGAACUUCCUCAAUCUGCCUGAGGGCGAAAGAGACCGCAUCUACCAGGAGGAGAGAGAGAGGACCGCCAACCCCAACCCUAGCCACCCCAGCAACCACGUCUCCAGCUCCACCGCACAGAGACACACACAGAGUAAGCCCUCCGUGAUCAGCGCCGAGGUGCCGCUGAAGCUGGAGUCCUUGGUCAACAUCACCUCAGGGAUCUACGAGGAGAUCCAACAGGAGAUGAAGCGGGCCAAGGUCUCGCAGGCAAUGUUCGCCAAAGUGGCUGCCAACAAAAGCCAGGGUUGGCUGUGCGAGCUGCUGCGGUGGAAGGAGAGUCCCAGCCCUGAGAACCGGACCCUGUGGGAGAACCUGUGCACCAUCCGGAGGUUCCUGGCCUUGCCACAGGCCGACAGAGACCUGGUGUACGAGGAGGAGUCCAGACAUCACCACACCGAGAGGCUCCACACUGUGCUGCACCUGCCCGAACCACAGGCACUCCAUAGACAGGCCCUGACGCCUUUGAAGGACCCAUCCCCCAUACACGAGGACCCACAACCCAUCCUGUUGCACAGCUUGCGGUGCCCACCGGAUGGCCCUCAGCAUGGUGCCAGCUUGAGUCCUGGAGUUGGGGGUGGUGGUGGUGGCGGCGGUGGUGGUAGUGGCAGUGGCAGUGGUGGCGGUGGUAGUGGUGGUACUGGAUGCCUGAAGAAGGCUCGCUCCAGGACGCGCAUCUCCCUAGAGGCUCUGGGCAUCCUGCAGAGCUUCAUCGGUGACGUGGGCCUCUACCCAGACCAGGAGGCCAUCCACACCCUGUCAGCCCAGCUGGACCUUCCCAAGCACACCAUCGUCAAGUUCUUCCAGAACCAGCGCUACCACGUCAAACACCAUGGCCCGGCCAGGGAGCCUGCUGCCGGGGAGGAUGAUAGGGACAGCCUUAGUCCUGGUGAGAGAGGACCCGGGUCAACGGAUUGCCAUGGCGAGGAGGAGGAGGUGCUCUCAGGAUCUGAGGAGUCCAGCGAGGAAGGGCAGGGAUCAGUGGAGGUUUACAGAACGGAGGGCAUAGAAGAAAGAAAGACAGGAGAAGGGGGGGAAGGAGGAGGAGGAGAAGAGAUGGAGGUUGAGAGAAAGGAACGGGAGGGAGUAAAAAUCUCAGGCCAAGGAGCCGCCUCCCUUUCGCCCUACAGCAGCCUAGACAGCCCCCCGAACUCAGGAGAGCAGCAGAGAUAA
Lampris incognitus (smalleye Pacific opah) is the source of this 2556-nucleotide messenger RNA. RefSeq names its product DNA-binding protein SATB2-like. Gene Ontology annotation, biological process: regulation of transcription by RNA polymerase II; chromatin remodeling. Gene Ontology annotation, molecular function: RNA polymerase II cis-regulatory region sequence-specific DNA binding; DNA-binding transcription factor activity, RNA polymerase II-specific. The transcript is spliced from 11 exons. The record is from RefSeq and is a predicted model, not a curated record. NCBI's taxonomy places the organism in Eukaryota, Metazoa, Chordata, Actinopteri, Lampriformes, Lampridae. Bases 16 to 2556 code for a protein of 846 amino acids.